Triticum dicoccoides is the source of this 1635-nucleotide messenger RNA. Its product is annotated as BURP domain-containing protein 10-like. The record is from RefSeq and is a predicted model, not a curated record. NCBI's taxonomy places the organism in Eukaryota, Viridiplantae, Streptophyta, Magnoliopsida, Poales, Poaceae. The transcript has 2 exons. Bases 1 to 1215 code for a protein of 404 amino acids.
AUGAAGAACAAUGGUAAUUGGGGCCCAUCCACAAGAAACGACGUCGAGAAGAACAAUGGUAAUUGGGGCUCAUCCACAAGAAAGGACGUCCAGAAGAGCAAAGGUGUAUGGGGCUCGUUCACAACAAAUGAUGUCGAGAAGAUCAAUAAUGGUAACUGGGGCCCAUCCACCAAAGCAGAAGACGAGAAGAGCAACGGUGUGUGGGACCCGUCCACAACGAACGACGUCUUGAAGAACAAUGGUAAUUGGGGCCCAUCCAACAAAGCUGAAGACCAGAAAAACAAUGAUAAUUCAGGCUCAUCCACAACAAACGACAUCCAGAAGAGAAGUCAUAAAUGGGGCCCAUCCACCAAAGCUGAUGACCAGAACCAUAAUGGUAAUUGGGCCUGGGGCUCAUCCACCAAAGCUGAGGACAAGAACCACAAUGGUAACUGGGCCUGGGGCUCAUUGGACAUCCAGAAGAGCCAUGGAGCAUCCCACAUUGGCCAACACAACCACAAACAAGGAACCAUGUCGAACAUGGUGUUCUUAGAAGAGGCCCUCAAACCAGGAUCAACUAUCCCUUGUUACAUCCAACCAUCGGCCACCUUAGGAGCUCCUUUGUUACGGCGUGAUGUCGCCGACUCUAUCCCUAUGUCCACGGGGAACUUCAUCAAAAUUCUGACAAUGUUUGCACCAGCGUCCAACGACAUGGCUACCAAAAUAUGGUCGACGCUGGAUGAUUGCGAGCACCCGCGCGCUAUCAAGGGUGAGACGAAGGCAUGUGUCAGCUCUGUGGAGUCAAUGGUGGAGUUUGCUGCAUCCGUGCUCGGGGUUAGUACCUACAACCUCGCGGCCUUCUCCUCACCGCACGUGCCCGUGGAUGGCGUCAUGACAGGGAGGGGGUACAAAGUGGCGGCUGUAACGAGGGUCAGAGAGGCGGGGGACACCAUGACUUGCCAUCGUGGGAGAUUCCCGUUCGCUAUGUUCAUGUGCCACGCGGUGAAUCCCACCAGUGUGUACUCAGUGACGCUGGAGGGGGAGGACGUUGAUGCUGACCGCGCGGGGCAGAGGAUGGAGGUGAUUGCCGUGUGCCACCUGGACACGUCAGACUUCCACCCAGCUAAGAUGCCGUUGCACGUCAAGCCUGGAGAUGCUCCACUCUGCCACUUCAUCUCCAGGGACAGCAUUCUCUGGGCGCCUGCUAUGCCCGCUUCUGCUCACGCUGCUGCUUAGCUACAUGUGUAGCUACAUAAAUAAGAACAGUGUGUGCCUAUGUAAGGCGUAUGCAUGCAUGUCCACAGCAGUCAUGCAUGCCUCCUGCGUGUGGCUACGUACCUACACGUAUGUGGUCUGAAUAAUUAUUUGUGUAUUGUGCUUGAUGUGGUGUACGGUCGUGUGAGCGAGUAUCUUACAUAUAUAUAGUGUGUACCGAUGUAUAGGUGUAUGCCCCCCCUCUAGCCCACGACCAGUGGCGGAGCUUGAGCCAAAAUUAUGGGGGGGCCAUGGGCUAGAGGGGGGGCAAACUUAACUAUAUUAGCUGGUCGUGUGAGUGAGUAUUUUACUAUCACUAGCAAAUAUGUUCUUGUGUUGUUACUGUUUGAUUUUUCCUGAAUAUCCUGACAUGGAUGGAAACACGUUAUGGUCUUGGUUGCA